CCUUCGGUGCUGUUUGACCUAUGCGGGCUCCCCUACAGUUGAAGCGGUGUUGACUUGAUGUGUCAAAAUGGCAGAGCUAACAACACUAGAGAGUCUGAUGGAGAUGGGCUUCGACAGAAACAGAGCGGAGAAGGCGGUAGCCAGCACAGGGAACCAGGGAAUAGAACAAGCCAUGGAUUGGUUAAUGGUACAUGAGAACGACCCAGACAUCGAUGAGCCCUUCGUGCCGCCUGUAGGGAAUGUGGUGGGGGGAGCAGCCGUCACCCAGUCCCCCACAGACGAGCCGUCAAUAGCAGACCCCGCUGAAGGGACAGCAGGUGGAGACGGCAGCAUCGAUGUUGAUGACCCUUCAAAAGUGCCGUUGUCAGAGGAGGAGAGACUCGAGCAAGUGAGAAGGCUAGAGGAGCUGAUGCGGCUGAAGCAGGCGGAGAGACGAGAGCGAGAGCGGGCAGAGGAGUUGGAGCGGGAGAAGCAGCGGAGGAAAGACGGCCAAGAGCUGCAGCAUAUUCGCCAGAAGCUGCAGGAUGAUGAUAUGAAGAAACUCAGCGAUCAGCGCAUGAAGGAGAAGAUGGAGGACAAAAUGGCGAGGCAAAGGGUUAAAGACAAGAUUGCACGAGACAGAGAGGAGAGAGCACAGAAGUUUGGAGUUGUUUCCCCCGCGAGCACGGCGACAUCGUCCCAACCUGCCCAGCCCACCCCCCCGUCCCCCACCAGUCACGGCCCUCCACCCACUAAGAAGGAGUAUGACGAGUCCAGGAUACAGAUACGCCUGCUGGACGGCUCCACCCUCACGGCCGUGUUCAAAUCCCAGGAGCCGCUGGCGGCCGUGCGCGUCUACGUGCAGGUGAACGGCAACACACCGGAGGGUCAGGACUUCACACUGCUGUCCCCGUACCCCCGCAACGAAUACACCGAACUGGACAUGGAGAAGCCCCUCAAGGAACUGGGUCUGGUGCCUUCAGCUGUGCUGGUUGUUAUCAAAAAGUGAGAUCAGGAGGGUCCGCUCUGUGAGCCUACCUCACCACUUCCACUGCAGAAACACAGGAGACACAGGAAGCAGAUUGAACCGGGAACAGAGCCUCCACCUUUCAGUAUCACUCAGCGAGCCAGCUAACUGACCUGAAGCAGAGAGGAAGCUGUGUGUAACUACUUUAAGAAGUGUAACUCACUGACUGCUGCCCUUUGCCAUGCUGGGCGUGUAGAUUGUUUUGUGUGCUAUGACUUAUGGACUUUUAAUUCAAGUGAAGAUAGCUGGCUUCUGACGGAUACUGAUGCAUUUAUAUGAAGUAUACAGAAUCUUUCAAUUUUAACCUGAUCCUUACAAAGCAAAGUACCACGGAGACCUACCCGAUCGCUUCUGAAAGGGCCUUAAAUUUGAUCUCUUGAUCUUCCUGAUUUUGUCAUGCUCUACUUUGCUAGUUUUUUUUUUUAUAUAAGUUAAAAAUGUAUGGACGGGUAUGUCUGCAUUAUCACCAAGAAUCUACUUAAAUAAAGCUGACUCUGAGAAA
Molecule: messenger RNA, 1508 nt
Organism: Notothenia coriiceps (black rockcod)
Lineage: Eukaryota; Metazoa; Chordata; Actinopteri; Perciformes; Nototheniidae
Gene: ubxn1
Product: UBX domain protein 1
Exons: 10
Coding region: 68-988 (306 amino acids)
Biological process (GO): negative regulation of protein K48-linked deubiquitination; negative regulation of proteasomal ubiquitin-dependent protein catabolic process; negative regulation of protein ubiquitination
Cellular component (GO): cytoplasm; nucleus
Molecular function (GO): K48-linked polyubiquitin modification-dependent protein binding
Source: RefSeq, a predicted model, not a curated record